Thyridium curvatum is the source of this 897-nucleotide messenger RNA. RefSeq lists its product as uncharacterized. The record is from RefSeq and is a predicted model, not a curated record. NCBI's taxonomy places the organism in Eukaryota, Fungi, Ascomycota, Sordariomycetes, Thyridiales, Thyridiaceae. Bases 1 to 897 code for a protein of 298 amino acids. The transcript has 4 exons. Gene Ontology annotation, molecular function: nucleic acid binding.
AUGUCGUUUACCUACACCGUAGUAGUUCCUCCGGGGAAGGAUACGGACGUGUACUAUAUCCCGGUAGCCAAUCUUGGCUUUCGCGCAUCGCGGCAACGCCUGAAGGACUUUGUCACGCCUGUGGCCGACGUGGAUCACGUCGAGAUAUUCCGGAGGAGUACUAGCGGUUGGAUCAGGGUGACCGGAUUUGAGAACUUUUGCGCAGCUUUUCAACGCCUCGACGGUGGCAUCUUCCUGGGGCGAGCCAUCAUCGCCUGCAACCGCAAUGCCGAGAAUGCCAUCGCGAUCCGCGGCGUGUGUAGGGCGGGAGAGGAGUCCGCUAUCGCAGCGGCCUAUCCGCCCCCAGCCGCGGCCGGGCCCGCCAGCUACGGCGCCGACAUGGCCACUCCGUCGUCGUACGGCCUGCAGGAGUAUGCCGACGCGUAUGGUUCCACGGCCUCGGCCUCGGGCCCUCCAGACCAUGCCUAUGCCAGCUCGGGCGACGCCUACUCCGCGGCCACGGAUCCGGGCGGUGCUGAUUCUUCUCCCUCGGGCGCCUACCCGCACGACCAGGCGGCCGAGCACUACGAGCCGUACCCGCAGAUGCCGGCCUCCUCCGGCAUGAACCCCCGCGCCCCGGAGUACGUGAGCGGCGAGGCAUACGUCGGCUCCUGCCCCGCCCCCUGGGCUGGAGAGCCGUCUCAGGGUCCACGUGGCGGUGGUGGCGGCGACGGCGGCGGCAGCCAGUCGAAGAGCAGGGGCAAGGGCCAGGGCAAGGACAAGGGCGACCGGCACCACAAGGACCGGGGCCGGGUGUGGGACCAUGACCGGGACCACGGCCGGGGCGGCGGCGGCUGCGGGGCUGGCCCUGCCUCGCCGGUGAUUGUGGAUGGCAGCUCCAGGCGACGUCAGCGCUGA